This is a messenger RNA of Babesia bovis T2Bo, 1534 nucleotides long. Its product is annotated as Sin3 associated polypeptide p18 (SAP18) family protein. The transcript has a single exon. NCBI's taxonomy places the organism in Eukaryota, Apicomplexa, Aconoidasida, Piroplasmida, Babesiidae. The record is from RefSeq and is a predicted model, not a curated record. The coding region runs from base 383 to 1498 and encodes 371 amino acids.
AAGUUCAAAUACAUAUGUUAUAUUUUUAUAGUUCCUUAUUACAUAUUUAUAUCGUAUUCUGGGACGCAUAGAGUCAUUUUUAAGGGUGGAAUCUAGCUUAUGUAUUCUGGUAUGGUAUUUAUACAUCCAUCAAUCAAGUGGACCAGCUGUUUACAUGAAGGUUGAUGGAAUAUUAAAAUUGCACUGAAUUUAUAUUAUUCCAAUUUUAAUCGACAGGAAGGUGUGUAUGUGUCUCGGUGGCACAAGGGAAAACUGAGUUAUAUAAUUCACCGCGAUACAUUAUCGUAUUUUCACCCAGUAAUCCUGCAGAUGAAUCUAUGUAGUGGCUAAUACGUUACACAUUGGUUUGCUAUAAAGGUUGUCAACUACUGUGGAUACGAAAAUGAGGAGUAUCAGUAGCUCUAGUCGCUCCAUGAGCGUGAGCCGAAGCAUUAGCAUCGAUCGCGAUCCUUCGAGUUCAUUUUCAACUAAAAAUAGAACUGAUGAAACGCGCCAUCAUUCAGAGAGUUCUACAGACUCGGCAACUAUGUUACGUACUAGACGACCUCGCUCCGAUUCACGAGGUUCGUCAUCAAUGUCAUACUACCGAUCAAGGAGCCGUCACAAACGAGACGACAGCAACGAGUAUCAUAAAUAUAGGAAUUCGCGUGCACUGAGAAGGCGGUCGCCAAGUCGGUCAAGAAGUCGGCAUCGCCGAUAUUCAGUGUCACCUUCGUACAGCAGGUCUCAUUCACGUGGACGCCAAAGUAGGAUGCAUUCGAAGUCACGAAAUUCGCGUAAAGAGAUGCGUAGAAGGGAUAAGAGCGUUGACAGGUAUCGACAUCGUGGAAGCACAUCAUCAAGGGAUAGUAGCUACUCUCCCCCAAGGCAACGGUACAGGCGUGAUUACUCAAACGAACGGCGUAAUUCACGCAAAACUAUCAAAGAUUAUAGAAAAUCGGAACGUCAUAACAUAAAGGAUCAGAAGCACCCCAAUGUCAAUAAUCGUCAUCCUGAACACACUUCGCAGAGAACACAUAUGCGAACAGUGAAAUUAGGCAAACAAAGGGUAUCAGAAUACCGCAAACCUGUACACCAAAGCACCUCCCACACAUACAAGACUAAUCACACGCCAUUCUUGCUGCGUGUUUAUGCAUUCCUUGGAGAAGCAAACGACACUGCCGAACUGUUCAAGCAAGACCAAGGGAUGUUCCAAAAUUCAAUAGACACAUUGGAAUCGGUCGAAAAAUUAGAAAUUUAUUUAUGGGAAGAUAAUACGUUAUGUGAUUUAGUAUACUUAAUCAAGGAUCUGUGUGAAGCUUCUAGAUAUAAGGAAGGUAUAUGGACCUUCACCCGCAAUGAUGCUACACAGGAGGUCAUAGGUUCUGUAGACAUGAGUCGAAUGCCAUACAAAACUUAUCCGGUGACUCUCCGCAGCGUUAAUUUUCGAAUUGGCCAGUCACUGCUGCUCCUUUUUCAUGGUGGUGAAAAGGAGCCCACGGAAGGUGCACAUGGCUAGACAACUAUACCAAUAAUAGCCACAUCACAUUAAUAU